AUGGCUCCCCGAUCACCGCUCGGCAUGCGCGCGCUCCUCGGUCUCCUCUCCAUCACCGUCGCGAUUCUCGCCGCGCUCGUCCCGACUGUCCUGUCCGCGGCCGUCCAGCACCAGAUCGACAUCGGCGCGCUUCCAUUCGACCGUGCCGCGCUCUACCUCCUGGUUACCAGUGGCGACGUCGCAGUAACCAUCGGCGGCGAAACCUUCUGCGAAGACUACUGCAGCAAGCAGUCGACGCUCGAGCUGCGCGGACCUAAUGGAUCCGUUGGGAAAACCAAGUUCAUUCACACGGGUGACGUGUUCACGCGCUGCCCCGACCGCUGCACCUUCCGCGCCGCUCACUCAGCUGAGCCCAACCCACUCCGCCACCUCCUUCGCCACCUAGGCUCGGCAAUUACCGAGUCUGUUCCCGGACUUGAUGCCGGACCCAUCAUUGCAUCCGAGUUCCCCGAACGUGAGCUCCUGUCUCCAGCCACGGUUGACGAGCCAUCUGCUUCCCGUUCGGCAACGGAGCAAGAGGAGGGGAACGCCACUGUCGCCCCCGCUACAACCGCCAAGAUGUGUGCCGCCUCCCCAACAGAGACCUUCAUCCAUGCGAUUACGUACGGAAGCAACUCCUCAGGUGUUUCUUCAGGUGCUCCCGCAGGGGACAUCUCCACAUGCGCAGCUGCUUCAGUCGGAGCCAUGGUCGUGCCUCCAGCGGUUGCUGACCGAGCCAAGUAA
Messenger RNA from Closterium sp. NIES-65, 723 nucleotides. NCBI's taxonomy places the organism in Eukaryota, Viridiplantae, Streptophyta, Zygnematophyceae, Desmidiales, Closteriaceae. The record is from the annotation of a GenBank genome assembly.